AUGUCUGCUUCUCUUUGGGUGGCCCGGGUGUUCACAAACGCCUGGACAGCUCACCUCCUCAGGGCUCCCCCGCCUGCAGCCCCCAUUGGACAGACUGAUCCUCACAACCCCUGCCUGCGCCCCCUGCCCCCCGACACCACACGUCAGAGUCCCAUAGAGACAGAGGGGCCGAGGCAGACGGCUGGGCAGGUGCUGGAGGGGACGGCAGGCGAGGCUUCCCAGCCAGGCCGGGCGGUCCCAAGGAGACUUUCCCAGGAGCCUGGCUCGUUCCAGCUCCAGGCUCAGGUGGUGACAGCUCUUCUCAGGCUGAAGGGCAGGCAGGGUGGGAGCCUGUCUGCCAAGCCGGCCUCAGAGCGGUCUGUGCAGGCUGCGCCCUCCGCCCUGGCCGCAGCCAUGGCUGUGCAGGUGCCCCUGUGGCACCAGUACCUGCAGGCCAUCCGCUCGCGGGGGGCGCCCCGGGCGCAGGACUUCCAGCGCGCCGAGGACGUGCUGCUCUCGGUGCUAGAACAGGUGCAUGCCCUGGACCCCCGCCUCCUCGUGGACUACUCCCGGGACCUGGAGGCCUUCCAGUUUGCCCCACCCCUCAUGGAGGUGCCCCAGUGGGUGGCCGCAGAGGCCCUCGUGACUGAGGAGGGGAGGGCAGGGCCGGCCUGGAUGCUGCCGCCGGGCGUCCCCGGGGAAGGGCCCGCUGAGCGGUGGGUGACAGACGAUGUCUUCAACACCCCGCAGGGCAGCGCCAAGUGCCGUGGCCACAUCAUGCCCAGCAAGGUCCUGCAGGUCCCCAAGGACCUUCUGGUGGUGGCCAUCGUGCACUGCAAGCACCACGGCCUCAUCACGUCAGGCUCUCUGAAUGCGGACAGCCUGAGGGAAGAGCAGCUCGGCCCGUCCCUGCUGGUGUCCAGCGGCUGGAGAACGAUCUGCUUCAACGUGGUGCCCAUGGUGCAGAGGAAGCUCAGGGUGCCCGCUCUGGAGCGGGCCCGGCUGGUGCCCGGCUUCCCCGAAGGCGGCCUGGAAAGGAUCAUCUCCGGCAGGGAGGGGCCGUCGUCCCGCUGCUCCCCGCACUCCGGGCAGGAGGACCUGCGGGGUCCCCCUCCCGCCUCUGCCUUGGCAACUAGCGGGGAGAUGUGCCCUCUGUGCCCCAGGAAGGGGGCUGUCUGUCAGGCAGCGAGGAAGGACUUGGAAGUACAGAGGGCUGCCCGGGACGGGACCCUUCACCACCCAGCCCAGUGCCUUCAGUUCAGCAAGUGCCGCUGGUGUGCAGUGCCUGAGCUCCGAGCCCUGCUGGAGGGCCAGAUUCCGAGUGUGCAGCUGCUGGGGGUGGGGCAGCUGGGCUUCUCAAACGGGGCCUGGAGUGGAGAUGUCACCCUGCCAGGCCGGGUGGCUCCACCCAGGCCUCUGCCCGCGGACCAGGAGCUACUGCUUCGCCCCGGGCCAGUCCCACUCUCCACUGACUACCUGCUCACCAGGCUGCUGGCUGUGCUGGGCUCCCUCCAGGGCCAUCACCUGGAUGGCCUCUCCAUCCUGGACCGGGUCAACCACGAGAGCUGGCAAGAAGGCGGCAAGGGCCUGGGCCUGACCCUCGGCCACCUGAAGAUGGUGAUGCUAUGGGGCAUGCUCUUCCUGGCACCCGAGGACUGGGCGGAGCUGCAGGGCGCCGUGUACCGCCAGCUCGUGGUGCUGCUCUGCUGUCUGGCCACCAGGAACCUGCUCCACUUCCUCUACCCCGAGUGGAACCUGCUGCAGGACUCCGGCCUGGACCUCAGUGCCCUCUCCCAGCGCGUGGAGCGCUUCGCCAGCCAGCCUGAGGCCUCCCUGCACGUCCGCGUCACCCACCUGGGCCGCAGCCCCCCGCCGCGAACUGGCAGUGGGGUCAAGGCGCUCCUGCAGCUGCCCGCCAGUGACCCCGCCUACUGGGUCACUGCCUACUUCAACGUCCUGCUGGACAAGUUCCAGGUCUUCAACAUCCAGGAUGAGGACCAGAUCUCGGCCAUGCAGAGCAUCUUCCUGAAGACCGAGACCCAGGGUGCCGAGAACUGCUGA
Mesoplodon densirostris (Blainville's beaked whale) is the source of this 2040-nucleotide messenger RNA. RefSeq names its product mab-21 like 4 (gene MAB21L4). Lineage: Eukaryota; Metazoa; Chordata; Mammalia; Artiodactyla; Ziphiidae. The record is from RefSeq and is a predicted model, not a curated record.